GAGAGAGAGUGAGUGUGUACGGACUGAGAAACAGCGAGAGCAAAGAGAGAAAGGGACAGGGACAGUGAGGAAGGAGAGAAGAGACUGAAUGAAAGAGAUGGAUAGAUUAUAUUGCUUUCCUGCAUUUAUACACUGGUUACAUUUGUUGUGUUAGUGUGUCUGUGCUGGAUCCGACUGACAGACGCUCAGUGUUUGUGUUUGCUGUUUUUCUCUUUGCUUUGGACGCUGAAGGAUUGAUGGGGAUGGAGAUACAACACACAGCGCCACUGUACACCUGGACGCGAGAGCUGCACUGACAGAGGUCUUCUAAGUGGUCACGACAGAGUGGGUGGUCAUCCAGCAGUUAAGUGUCAGCAUCAUUGAACGUCCUCGCUGCGGCUGUCAGGAGAACCAUCUAGCCAAUCAGGAGAGGUGAGUGGCGAGGCCGGCCAAUCGGAGGGGGAGAGAUGUUGGGGCAGGACGGGCAUGCGGUCCUGGCUCUCGUGUUAAUGCUGCUACUAUGGCGCGAAGCAGCACCCAUCGAAGUUCCACAAGACCCAAAGAUCCUGCAAGACUUGAAGCAGCCCCCCACCAUAGUGAAGCAGUCAGUGAAGGACUACAUUGUCGACCCCAGAGAUAAUAUCAUCAUUGAGUGUGAGGCCAAGGGCAACCCAGUGCCAACGUUCUCAUGGCGGAGGAACGGAAAGUUUUUCAACAUUGGGAAGGAUCCCAGGGUGACGAUGCGAAAACGCUCGGGAACCCUGGAGAUCGGUUUCCGUAGCGGAGGACGACCAGAGGACUACGAAGGAGAGUACCAGUGUUUUGCCACCAAUGACUUAGGAGUGGCUCUGUCCAACAAAAUCCUGCUCCGGGUCUCCAAGGCUCCUUUGUGGCCUAAAGAGGUGCUGGAGCCGGUGAUGGUGACUGAAGGCUCACCGCUGGUUCUACCCUGCAACCCCCCGCCAGGCCUGCCUCCUCCGUACACCUUCUGGAUGAACAGCGGUAUGGUUCCCAUCCCUCAGGAUAAGAGAGUUUCCAUGGGUCUGAACGGUGACCUGUACUUCUCCAACGUUUUGGCCAAAGAUGCUCACACUGACUACAGCUGCAACGCUCGCUUCCCCUUCACACACACUAUCCAGCAGAAGAACCCCUUUACACUCAGAGUUCAGACCAAGGAGCUGUAUAAUGACACAUCUUACAAUGCCACUGACCCCUACGGUGGCCGUAAAGUAGCCGAGUCCACGCCAAACUUCCUUUCACCUUCAGGCAGCGAGAGCACCAAAAUGGUGCUACGAGACGAGAAACUGCUGCUGGAGUGUAUUGCUGCUGGACUUCCGACGCCCACCGUCAAGUGGUUUAAGAAGGGCGGGGACCUGCCGGCACGAAAAGUGAAGUUUGAGAACUACAACAAGACCCUGAAGAUUAUUAACGUGUCUGAGGAGGAUGCUGGGGAGUAUGUGUGCAUGGCCAACAAUCACCUAGGCAGCAUACGCCACUCCAUCUUUGUUCAGGUCAAAGCGGCCCCUUAUUGGCUGGACAAACCCACAAACCUGGUGCUAGCCCCAGAUGAGAACGGGCGCCUGGUGUGUCGGGCCAACGGCAACCCUAAACCUAAUAUCCAGUGGCUGAUCAACGGACAGCCUGUAGAAAGCUCUCCCCCGAACCCGAGCAGGCAGGAGCUGGGUGACACCAUCAUCUUUCGCUCAGUGCAGAUGGGAAGCAGCGCCGUCUACCAGUGCAACGCCUCCAACCAGCACGGCUACCUGCUGGCCAAUGCCUUCGUCAGCGUCCUCGACAUGCCUCCGAGGAUGCUGGGCCCCAAAAACCAGCUGAUUAAAGUCAUCGAGAACAACCGCACCUUCCUGGACUGUCCCUUCUUUGGGUCCCCUCUGCCGGAGCUACGCUGGUUUAAGAACGGACAGGGCAGUGGGCUGGAUGGCGGUCAGUACCGUGUUUACAUCAAUGGGACCCUAGAGAUCAAACGGGCCCGAGCAGAGGAUGAGGGCACCUACACCUGCCUGGCCAACAGCAUCCUGGGAUCAGCUGAGAACCAGGUCCGCCUGGAGGUCAAAGAGCCAACUCGUAUUGUUCGAGCCCCGGAGCACCAGUCAGCCAUCAGGGGCUCCACGGCCCGCUUUAACUGUAAGGUGAAGUCUGAUCCUACCCUGCCCAUCACCGUGACCUGGACCAAGGACGACAAGCCUCUUAACAUGGGAUGGAGGCUGAGGAAAGACGAGGAGUCACUGACCAUCCCCAAUGUGAACGAGGGCGACGAGGGAACGUACAGUUGCACUGUUAAAUCUGAGAUAGACCAGGACUCAGCCUCAGCCCGCCUCACUGUGUUAGAGGAAGCCUCCCUCAACCCCUCAGUCUCUAGUGCCUUGCCUCCAGACCGUCCAGACCCUCCGAUUGAUCUGGAUCUAUCUGACCCAGCUGCCCGCAGCAUUCGCCUCACCUGGAUCCCCGGAAAUGACCACAGAAGCCCAGUCACACAGUUCCUCGUCCAAUUCGAGGAAAACCGCUGGGAGCCAGGCAGGUGGCAGAACCUGUCCACUUACCCUGGAGACCUCAACUCAGUCAUCCUGCAGCUUGCCCCCUUCGUUAACUACCAGUUCAGGGUCAUUGCCAUCAACUCAGUGGGCCAGAGUAAGCCCAGCCGCCCCUCGCUAAGAUAUAAGACCAGCGGAGCUGCCCCAGAUGCCAUUCCCAAAGGUCUUCGAGGAUGGGGCUCCAAGAAGGACAAUAUGGAGAUCAGUUGGGAGCCUCUGCUUGAUCUGGAGAGAAAUGGCCCAAACCUGCGCUACAAUGUGUGGUGGAGACGGAAGGAAUUGGAGGAGGAGUGGAAUAACGUGACCACGAUGGAGUCCAAAUAUGUUGUCCAAAACACAGAAACCUACGUGCCUUAUGAGAUCAAAAUCCAGGCCAUGAAUGAGUUUGGACCGGGACCUGAAUCCAAUGUGGUCACCGGAUACUCUGGAGAGGACAAGCCCACCGACGCUCCCACUGACCUGCAAAUGUCAAAGGUCGAUGACACCACGGCACACAUCCACUGGAAACCUGUGGACUUGAACUCUGUCCAGGGAGAGUUCAAGGAGUACAGACUGUACUACUGGCGCGAGUCCAGUCUGGUUCCAGGCUUGGUCGUCAGCAAGGAGAAAAAGACUAAGGGUUUCUACAGCACUGUAGCCGGGCCAUCUGGCAUUCUCAGCGAUCUGGUGCCCUACUCCAAAUACAAGAUGUUUAUGGUUGUGGCCAACAACCGCUUUGAGGGUCCACCCAGCAACACAGUGGAAUUCACCACCAAGGAGGGAGUUCCAGACGCUCCGAGGUUCUUCAGGAUAAACCGCAGAAGUUUCGACACCAUCCACCUCCAAUGGGACAAACCUCUGGAGCCCAACGGCAUUCUGAUUGCAUACCAGUUAAAGUACCAUACAGUCAAUGGCUCCAGGGUGGGACAUACCCAGUUGGAGACGUUCUAUCCCAAUGUGACAGAUUUCUCCCUCCGCCUGCCGGACCGAUCUACACGCUACAAGUUCUUCCUGUCAGCACGCACCACGGUGGGAGCAGGGGAGGUCUUUGCUGAGGAGUCCCCGCACUUCGCUAAUGAAGAAAACUUUACUGACGCUACAGGUCUAGUCGAGCUUACCGAUGCAUCCGUGACUUCAGCUUUCACUCCUACUCCUCCUCCUCUCGCUUCUCUUCCUCCUACUACCAUCGCUCCUACAACCAUUAGUACCUCAGCUUCUACCACUCCUACAACUACGACUUCUACUACUACUACUACUACUACUGCUCCUUCUACCACCACUACAACUGAGGCGACCACUACCACCACACCUCCUGUACUGGUCACCACCAAGCAUACCGAUCAGAAUGUGUUGGUGGUCCCUGGGCGGGAGAUCUGGAAUCUGACGGUGGAGCCUAACAGUAACUACGCUAACGUCAGCUGGAGACACAACUUCCCGGCCGGCAGCAGCGAGUUUGUGCUAGAGUUCACACUGGACAGCGACAAGACGGUGAAAGUUGUACCGGUGAAACAACAGCCCCCCAUUACAGUGGCGGAUCUGAUCGCAGGCGCCAAGUACCAUCUGAGGGUUUACUCCCAUGAGCUCAACAGCGUCAGCAGCAAAUCUGUCACCUUUAAGACCAAAGCAGCCUAUAUAGACCAGGUAGACAUAGCCACUCAAGGCUGGUUCAUUGGCUUGAUGUGUGCCAUCGCCCUCAUCAUACUGAUCCUCCUCAUCGUCUGCUUCAUCAAGAGGAGUCGCGGGGGCAAGUACCCAGUCCGUGACAAAAAAGAUCUCCCGUUGGACCCAGUAGAUCAGAAAGACCAGGAUGGAUCCUUUGAUUACCAAAAUGGGUCAUCUGUCCCUGACAGGAACGAAAACGAGAACAGCAGCGACGAGGACAACAAGCCUCUGCAGGGCAGCCAGACAUCACUGGACGGCAACGUGAAGGAAAGCGAUGACAGUCUAGUGGACUACGGUGAAGGUGGAGAUGGCCAGUUCAACGAGGACGGUUCCUUCAUCGGCCAGUACACGGUGAAGAAGGACAAGGACGAGACGGAGGGCAAUGAGAGCUCCGAGGCCACCUCGCCCGUCAACGCCAUCUACUCACUGGCGUAGCUACAUAGUGGCACACAGGGGACUCAGUAGCGCCCUCUGAUUUGAGAGCAACAUCAUACACCAGACACAAACACACACACACACACACACACACACACACACACACGAAUAUAUUACAAUAUGAAACACAUUAAACAAACGCAGCAGGGCCUGUCUGGAGACUGUGUAGGCUUUCCUCUGCAGAUUAAGUAAGAGAGGAACACGGGGGUGGAAUUAGACCACAAGCCUUUGUUUUAUGUUUCCAGCUCUGAGAAAUUGGCCCCUUGGAGGUGACGUUUGGACAAAGUGGACAGUGCUCGUUUUCCUCUGCGCUCUGCCUGCCCUUUACCCACACAGACUAAGUGUGCCUUCGGGGCAGCUUUCAGCAUUUGGAAGCAUCAACAAGCAUUCUUUAGAGAUUUUUCUUUGGUUGGUUUCUGCUCCGAACAUUUUCAGUGCCCGUGCUCUCCUUCCUGAUACGCCCAUCAUACCUCCUCUGUGUAGCAUCCCAGUAAAGUACACACAAGAGGUCCCUUACACACACACACACACACUGGCCCCGUCCUGUAACAUAUCAGCUUGUAAACAUCAAACUCAACAGGAUGCCGGCAGAUAUGUUUAUCAUAUUGAUAUUUACGCAAUGAAAGAUUUUAGUUUUUCCACAGCUGGUAGACGAGUCAUUGAAUCUUAAUGAGUGCUGAAUACAGUCAUGGCACACAUUUUAGUGCCCUGCAAAACUAUGCACUAUCACCUCCAUACCAUUUUGGGUUUAAUCUGGUUAGUAAAAGUACACAUUUUCCGUUUCGUUACCACUUGCAGGCUAAAUCACUUGCUUUUAUUCACUUUGCCUUGUAUGACGUGGUAGACAUGUUUUUCUUACCUCGAAUCCAAUGUUGUAGUGCAGAUGUUCAAAAUGGCCGCCACAACAAGAGCUAUUUCUGCCACAAGCAGCAAGCUCUGCUACAGUAUGUUGUUGAUGAAUCCCUUUUCUUUUUUUUAAAAAAGAUGAUAAAUAUUAUUUUGGAAGCAUGGUAGUAACUUAGUGCAAGAGAAAUGGGAAGGCAACAGAGAGGAACACUAGUUUUGCUUGAGAAACACCAGUAGUUCACAACCCAGUGAUUCCUUAUUUAGCAUGCAGGCUAAUGCUGCAUUCAUGUCAAAUGGGAUCAACUGUUGGUGGAUGGUUGUACUUCUUUGGAGCUGUAAAGCUUCUAUGAUUCUGUUUCUCUGCUGGUUUCUUAUUUGUUACAACAUGAAUAAGUGAGUGGUCCUUUUUUUACACCAAACCAAACAUUGCAACGUCAAUCCAACAUGGUGAUCGCAUAAUGACUUACUAUGAAAGGAAAAAAGGUUAAAAAAAAGAAUUUAUAUUCCUCUACAACUUUCCUACAUGUAUUUUCUUAGCUUUGACACCAGAAUUAAUUCUGUUAGUUAAGGGUCCCUUUAAGCUGAGAUGUAUAAUAUUUUCGAGAUGGAAGCUAAUAUCUACGUCCUCUCCCAUGGGACAUGAAUGCAGCAUGAGAGGCUGGGAUCCUUAAGGUGUGUUCAGACUAAAUUUCUGCCUUGCGUUUUUCUCACAAAUUUCGUCACUGGAUUGUUUUUGCAGUCUGUCUUUAUUCGCCUUAAACAGCCAAUGUACAGACUUUAGGUGUUUAGCUAGCAACAUCCACACCAACCUCCAAUUCUUACUUUGUUUUAUUUUUCUGUACGUUUAAUUGGAGUCAUCAGAAUAGGCACACAUUUGCUCACAUUGUCAACAUUUUCAAUUCGGAUGGGCACAUCUUCGGCUUAAUUCAUGAUUGUUUUUCCUCUUACGUCUUUGUAACAUAUAUGCAAUUGCACCGCCUCUAAAUUUGUCUUCAUGUUUAGUCUGAAUCCACCCUGAGAGAAGCAUCUACACCUCUUUCCUUCCCUCUAGUUUUUAUAAACUCAAUCAAUUUGUUAAUCAUUACUGAUGAAAAAAAAAGGACUGCGUUAGGGCCACGUAGAAUACUUGAAUUAAAUUUACAGCAUGAUGAUAUAUACAUUAAAUUCACAGCCACCCUUUGAAAUUAGGCGCAUAAGCUUACUCUUCAGUUUUUGCAGAGGACAACAGAAAAAAGAAAAAUAUUUGUGUGACAGAACAAGUUUUUAGAAGUACACACACUCAGUAUUUCACUUGUUCUUCAACCAUAUUUGCCAUGUAGUCAUUCUAUUAGCAGACUGAUGGACUGACUCAAUGAUUUGGGUUUCCUGAUUUUAUACUAAAUGUUCACUGAGUGCUCAUUGGUUUCACCACAUAACUUUGGCACUCAUACUGUAGUUACCUGCUACUCAACGGCACUAUUAAACCCUAAAUCACAUAGAUCUUUACUGCAGUUAGCGACUGGAGUUGUAUUUUAAAUAUUAAUAUUAUUUUAUAUUUCUAUUUAUUACAUUAUGUGGAUAGUAUUAAUAUAUUAGUCCUUAAUUUAAUUAUUGUUGCAUACACAUUUUCGACCAAAUUAUUUUGUCGUUUCACACCAGGAAUAGCCAAAAUAAAGAUGUCUCCAGAAUCAGUUUUUGUUCAUUAUAAGAGGCAUUAAACACAACAGUAUGUUGUCUGCUGUAAACAAAACAACAAAAUACCCGUCAUCGUACAUGAAAAGGUUAUGUUUAUCCGUCCGUUGUGCUGCUCUUCUUGUACUCAUGUUGUAUUACUCUGUGUUAUUCAGAUUUAUGUAACAAAACUUUUCCACCACACAAAAAGUUAAUAUUGUUGCUUAUUAUUCAUUUGACAUAUAUUCUGUACAUGUAGGUCCUUGUCUUUGUAAAUAUUUAAGUCGAUUUCCCCAGAAAAAUGCUUUAUCCGAAAAGGAAACAAAAAAUCACAAAUCUGUAUCCACUGAGCAAAUGCGACGCGUGCAUCUCUAGUCUGUCACGCACCUUUGUAUUGUAGCUUUGACUAACAUUUGCACUCUGAAAAAGUAACAAGAAUCAUUCUUCACUCUGUGUUGCCCUUUUCUUUGACAUUGUGAAAUAUGGUACUGACUGUGGCAAGUCCAUCAGUCGCUUGUUGGUUGAUGGUUUGGAUUCUAUAUUGUGAAAGAGGAAUACAUUAGAUUCUUUAUGAUGUAAAUAAGAUGUAAGUGCUCCUGCAAUAUACCGUUUGUAGCACUGUCGCGCACAAGCUGCUAGUAGGCCUAAAAAAAACAUGCAUUUGCCGAGGUAUUGGAACAAACUCCCCUCCUUUAAACUGUUUGCCAUCACUCUGAGACUGCAUAGACUCAUUGUUCCCAUAAUGCCUUUCACCUAACAUGCCUAUUGUUACAUAGCUAGUUCCAUUUUAGAGGACUGAACAUUGAGUCUGCUCCUCCUGUCAGGCCUAAGACAGACCAAAACUAAAGCUCAAAUUAUUGUCUUAUUCAUUUGGACCACACACACACCAACUUGUCAUUAUGUCCACCUAUGCAGAAGACUAGCGUCAUGAAAACAAAAGUGUGUGCAUGUCCACUGUACACAUCCAUGUAUAUUUUGCGCCAUAAUGCUACAUUCAGGCAAUCUCAUCAACUUGAAAAAUCCACACUUCCAAGAAAAAUACUGCAGGUCCUUAAUAAUUCAUAACCUGGGUCUCCCAUAACAUUAACUUUUAAGGAUCUUGUGAAACUUUGGUAAUAGGUUUUUCCCUGCCUCGCCAUCUAUGUCAUUUUACUCUCUUUGGUAGGUGAGUAAGCUGUUUCGGGACAAACCACAACGCAAGAUGUUUUCACAAACCCCAACUGAUGCCAGUUGGUGGCCCAUUACCUUACAUUAUGUCAGUGGAAAAGGUUUAGAAGUGGUAAAUACCAGUGAUAAACUUGGGUAAAGCCAUCUGACGAACAGGCAGGUAAAAAGGUGAAUAUGAUUAACAUUUUCAGUUGGCAAAACAAGAAAAAAAGGUGGAAUUUAUUCCCAGCUGACAUUUGCAUCCUGUAUUGGCUUUACAAUUAGUCAGCUUUAACUGACAAUUAUUACAAGUUGACCACGAUUGCUUAAAUGCACCAUUAAACAUUUGACAGGUCCACAAUCCAUUAACCAAAUCUGGCAAAAGAAGCCUGCAGUUCUUGACUCAUUUGAAGUCGAACUGACCUUGUCCAUCCAUUGUAACACUUUGUAAGGAGGAGGCCCCUAAAAUGGAACACAGCUUGUGUCCCGGUGACAGGCGGCCAUUUUGAAAACAGCUCUGGCCUGGUAUUUCCUUCCCCCUUUUAAAACAAAAGUCUGAUGAUUCUAAAACAUAACCUCUGUGCCACUAAUUCCAAAAACUAAUGUUUCCUUAUGUCUCUCUGCAGGAACUCAAAGCAAUAUCUUCUUAGUUUUAAUCAGUUGAGUGUUUUCCUCUGAUACCAUUGUUUUACAGUAUGUUGACUCUAACGCUGGUGUGAGCAAAAACAGCAGACUGGUGCUGCGAUGGAAGAAAACUGGAAGAAAAAGCACUGAGAGAUCAAACAUUGGUGAACGUAGGUCCGAACUUUCAAACUGGACUCGUUGGAAGUGUUUUCUUUAAGAUCUGUCCUGGAAACCUGCAUCCCCAUUCUCCCCGCCCCCGAGUGGAUCACAAUAGGGGAAUGUUGUAGACUGGCUAUAUAACAAAGAAAAGAGAAUUAUGCAUAUUUGCUGAAACACAGUGCUUUUUUUUCUUGUCCUUUUGUUUGUGCACGUUGAUUUGAGGUGCACACGGAGCCAAGCGUCUCUUUUUACUCUUAGCAUCGCCUCAGCUCACCUUUCAUCGGGGAAAAGAAAAUGUCAAUGUGCAGUUCUACAGCUUUGUGUUUCUCUUUGUUUCAAAAUGCUGCAAAGUCUAGAAUCUUACUGGUGCAACUGGAUUUUUUUGGAUUGAUCACAUGCUGUUUGGCUUUUUUUUUUAAUGAAUUCUCAUAUUAGCAUCUUCUUGUUUUUACCAUGUGUAUCAGAGCAGCUCGUCAAAGUCUUGCUUCGACACGCAAAAUAACAGCUUUUGUAAGGUACAUACUCAACAGAAAAUGGCAUAAAUAUAUUCACCAUGUAUGCGUGUAUGAUGAGAUGUUGCAACUUCUGCUAGCGACGCCUUCUUUAUAGUAAAGCUAUCUCCUUUUCUCUA
Messenger RNA from Dicentrarchus labrax (European seabass), 9660 nucleotides. RefSeq names its product neurofascin homolog (chicken) a (gene nfasca). Lineage: Eukaryota; Metazoa; Chordata; Actinopteri; Moronidae. The coding region runs from base 447 to 4604 and encodes 1385 amino acids. Gene Ontology annotation, molecular function: cell-cell adhesion mediator activity. Gene Ontology annotation, biological process: cell-cell adhesion; brain development. The transcript is spliced from 34 exons. The record is from RefSeq and is a predicted model, not a curated record.